This is a messenger RNA of Polistes dominula (European paper wasp), 369 nucleotides long. RefSeq names its product prostatic spermine-binding protein-like. Lineage: Eukaryota; Metazoa; Arthropoda; Insecta; Hymenoptera; Vespidae. The record is from RefSeq and is a predicted model, not a curated record.
AUGCACCAUCCACCGCAUCCCAGUGAGCACGACGGCGACGGCGACGGCGACGGAGACGGAGACGGAGACGGAGACGACGACGACGACGACGACGACGACAACGACGGGGACGACAACGGGGACGGUGACGAGGACGAGGACGAGGGCGAGGACGAGGACGAGAACGAGGACCAAAACGACGACGACGACGACGGCAAAGACCACGACCAAAACUUUAACGAAUACAUUGACAACGACCGAAACGACGACGACGACGACGACGACGACAAAAAAGACGUUGACGACGCCGACGACGACGACGACGACGACAACGCCGCUGGGAAAAAGCAGAAGGAGAAGGAGGAGGAGGUAUUGCGAGGGCAUCGGUAG